GAGCAAGUGUGAACGCAGGGGGGUUGCCAGUUUUUAAUCCCAAUCCCACACUUCAAGAAAGUGCCUCUCCGUUUCAGCGAGGAUGGAGAACGCACACAUGAAAGCGUCCCCGGACGUCCUGUCCUACUUUGGCGUCACUGAAGACAACGGCCUUUCGCCUGAUCAGGUCAAGAAGAACCUGGACAAGUAUGGCUUCAACGAGCUGCCAGCAGAGGAGGGAAAGACCAUCUGGGAGUUGGUGGUGGAACAGUUUGAGGACCUGUUGGUCAGGAUCUUACUGCUGGCCGCCUGCAUCUCUUUUGUACUGGCUUGGUUUGAGGAAGGUGAGGAGACUGUCACUGCCUUUGUUGAGCCCUUCGUCAUCCUCCUCAUCCUCAUUGCAAAUGCUGUUGUUGGAGUGUGGCAGGAGCGCAAUGCAGAGAGUGCCAUUGAAGCUCUGAAGGAGUACGAGCCUGAGAUGGGGAAAGUUUACCGGUCGGACAGGAAGAGCGUGCAGAGAAUCAAGGCCAGGGAGAUCGUUCCUGGGGACGUGGUGGAGGUUUCAGUUGGUGACAAAGUUCCAGCUGACAUCAGAAUCAUCUCCAUCAAAUCUACAACUCUGCGUGUGGACCAGUCCAUCCUCACUGGUGAGUCUGUCAGUGUGAUCAAACACACAGAUCCAGUCCCAGACCCCCGAGCCGUCAACCAGGACAAGAAGAACAUGCUGUUCUCCGGCACCAACAUCGCUGCAGGAAAAGCCACUGGUAUCGCUGUUGCAACUGGUGUCUCCACUGAGAUCGGUAAGAUUCGUGACCAGAUGGCCGCCACCGAGCAGGAGAAGACCCCUCUGCAGCAGAAACUGGACGAGUUUGGGGAGCAGCUCUCCAAGGUCAUCUCUCUCAUCUGUGUGGCUGUGUGGAUAAUCAACAUUGGCCAUUUCAACGACCCCGUCCACGGAGGUUCCUGGCUCCGCGGCGCUGUCUAUUAUUUCAAGAUUGCUGUGGCUCUGGCUGUGGCCGCCAUCCCCGAAGGUCUGCCCGCUGUCAUCACCACCUGCCUGGCUCUGGGGACGCGUCGUAUGGCCAAGAAGAACGCCAUCGUCAGAAGCCUGCCCUCUGUGGAGACCCUGGGCUGCACCUCAGUCAUCUGCUCCGACAAGACCGGCACCCUCACCACCAACCAGAUGUGUGUCACUAAGAUGUUCAUCAUUGAUAAAGUCGAGGGUGACAAUGUGGCUCUCGGUCAGUUUGACAUCUCAGGCUCAAAGUACACCCCAGAGGGAGAUGUUACAAGGAAUGGCAUGUCUCUGAAGUGCGGCCAGUAUGAUGGACUGGUUGAGCUGGCCACCAUCUGCGCUCUGUGCAACGACUCAUCUCUGGACUACAACGAGGCCAAAGGUAUUUAUGAGAAAGUGGGUGAGGCCACUGAAACAGCUCUGUCCUGUUUGGUGGAGAAGAUGAACGUGUUCAACAGUGAAGUGCGCGGCCUGUCCAAGGUGGAACGGGCAAACGCUUGCUGUGCUGUGAUCAAGCAGCUGAUGAAGAAGGAGUUCACCCUGGAGUUCUCCAGAGACAGAAAGUCCAUGUCAGUAUACUGCUCUCCUGCCAAGUCCGGCAAAGGCGGCCCUGUGGGAAACAAGAUGUUUGUCAAAGGUGCUCCAGAAGGUGUCAUUGACCGCUGCACGUACGUUCGUGUGGGCACCUCCCGCAUCCCUCUGACUGAACCAGUCAAAGACCACAUCAUGUCCGUCAUCAAGGAGUGGGGCACCGGGCGGGACACGCUCCGCUGUCUGGCUCUGGCCACCUGUGACUCCCCAAUGAAGAAGGAGGAGAUGAACCUGGAGGACUCCACCAAGUUUGUAGACUAUGAGACUGACUUGACCUUCGUGGGCUGUGUCGGGAUGCUCGACCCUCCUCGUAAGGAAGUCAUGAGCUCCAUCGAGCUGUGCAGGGCUGCUGGCAUCCGUGUCAUCAUGAUCACUGGUGACAACAAAGGCACAGCUGUGGCCAUCUGCCGCCGUAUUGGCAUCUUCACUGAGGAUGAGGAUGUGACUAACAAAGCCUUCACCGGUCGUGAGUUUGAUGACCUCGCUCCAUAUGAUCAGAAGGUCGCCGUCCGAAAGGCUUGCUGCUUCGCCAGAGUGGAGCCGUCCCACAAGUCUAAGAUUGUUGAGUUCCUGCAAGGCUUUGACGAGAUUACCGCCAUGACUGGUGACGGAGUGAACGAUGCCCCUGCCUUGAAGAAGGCGGAGAUUGGCAUCGCCAUGGGCUCUGGCACUGCCGUUGCCAAGUCUGCCUCUGAGAUGGUCCUGGCUGACGACAACUUCUCCUCCAUCGUGUCCGCUGUUGAGGAAGGCCGAGCCAUUUACAACAACAUGAAGCAGUUCAUCCGCUACCUCAUCUCCUCCAACGUAGGCGAGGUCGUCUGUAUCUUCCUGACUGCGGCCCUGGGCCUGCCCGAGGCUCUGAUCCCCGUCCAGCUGCUGUGGGUCAACCUUGUGACUGACGGUCUGCCGGCCACCGCGCUGGGCUUCAACCCGCCUGACCUGGACAUCAUGGGCAAAGCCCCCCGCUCACCCAAAGAGCCCCUCAUCUCCGGCUGGCUCUUCUUCAGAUAUAUGGCCAUCGGAGGUUACGUCGGUGCUGCAACUGUGGCAGCAGCUGCCUGGUGGUUCCUGUACUGUGACGAAGGCCCAAUGGUUACCUUCCACCAGCUGUCACACUUCAUGCAGUGCAGCGAGGAAAACGAGGACUUUGCUGGUAUCCACUGCGAGGUGUUUGAGGCUGCUCCCCCAAUGACCAUGGCUCUGUCUGUGCUGGUCACCAUCGAGAUGUGCAACGCCCUGAACAGCUUGUCUGAGAACCAGUCCCUGGUGCGCAUGCCCCCCUGGAGCAACGGCUGGCUGGUGGCCGCCAUGAGCCUCUCCAUGUCCCUUCACUUCAUGAUCAUCUACGUCGACCCCCUGCCCAUGAUCUUCAAGCUCACUCACUUGAAUGUGGAACAGUGGCUGAUGGUGCUGAAGCUCUCCUUCCCAGUCAUCCUCAUCGAUGAGCUUCUUAAGUUUGUGGCUCGCACAUAUCUGGAGGGAAAAGUGUAGAGACGGAGCGUGACGGAGCGGUUGAAGCAGAGAAAGCGAGAGAGCGAGACACGGAGGAUGGAGAGAACGAGGCGGAGCGCUCCCACAGAAAGAGAGCCUGCCAACAGUCACUUGACGUGAUCAAAACAUCUAGUGGCAUGAAUACAAAAGAAAACACAUAAAGCCAUCUGAAAAAAUACACCAAAAGAAAGCUACAAAAUAUUUUUUCUGUGUAUGUACUGAAGUUAAUAUAUAGGUGAGAGUUAUUAAAUCU
Messenger RNA from Centropristis striata (black sea bass), 3329 nucleotides. It is a transcript of the gene atp2a1, whose product is annotated as ATPase sarcoplasmic/endoplasmic reticulum Ca2+ transporting 1. Bases 83 to 3076 code for a protein of 997 amino acids. NCBI's taxonomy places the organism in Eukaryota, Metazoa, Chordata, Actinopteri, Perciformes, Serranidae. The transcript is spliced from 25 exons. Gene Ontology annotation, cellular component: membrane. Gene Ontology annotation, biological process: calcium ion transmembrane transport; intracellular calcium ion homeostasis. Gene Ontology annotation, molecular function: ATP binding; ATP hydrolysis activity; P-type calcium transporter activity. The record is from RefSeq and is a predicted model, not a curated record.